Messenger RNA from Chrysochloris asiatica (Cape golden mole), 13038 nucleotides. RefSeq names its product FAT atypical cadherin 2 (gene FAT2). The record is from RefSeq and is a predicted model, not a curated record. The coding region runs from base 1 to 13038 and encodes 4345 amino acids. Gene Ontology annotation, cellular component: cell-cell junction; plasma membrane. The transcript has 23 exons. Lineage: Eukaryota; Metazoa; Chordata; Mammalia; Afrosoricida; Chrysochloridae. Gene Ontology annotation, molecular function: calcium ion binding. Gene Ontology annotation, biological process: homophilic cell-cell adhesion.
AUGACUAUUGUCUUACUGGUCUUUGCCUUUUCCUUGCUUCACUGCAUGACCUGUGAGAAGCCCCUAGAAGACACCAUCUUCUCUUCAGCUUGGCACUUCACCCAUCCCCUGUACAAUGCCACCAUCUGUGAAAACUCCUCUCCGAAGACCUACGUGGAGAGCAUGGAGAAAAUGGGCAUCUACCUCGCGGAGCCUCAGUGGGCAGUGAAGUACCGGAUCAUCUCUGGGGAUGUGGCCAAUGUGUUUAAAACAGAGGAGUAUGUGGUGGGCAACUUCUGCUUUCUAAGAAUAAGGACAAAAAGUAGCAACACGGCUCUUCUGAACAGGGAAGUACGAGAUAGCUAUACACUCAUUAUCCAAGCCACAGAAAAGACCUUGGAACUUGAAGCGUUGACCCACGUGGUAGUUCAUAUUCUGGACCAGAAUGACCUGAAGCCACUCUUUUCCCCACCUUCAUACAAAGUCACCAUUUCUGAGGACAUGCCCCUCAAGAGUCCCAUCUGCAAGGUGACUGCUACAGACGCUGACCUGGGCCAGAAUGCUGAGUUCUACUAUGCCUUUAACACGAGGUCGGAGAUGUUUGCCAUUCAUCCCACCAGUGGGGUGGUGACUGUGGCUGGGAAGCUCAACGUCACAUGGAGAGGGAAGCAUGAGCUCCAGGUGCUGGCUAUAGACCGCAUGCGGAAAAUCUCUGAGGGCAAUGGGUUUGGCAAUUUAGCUGCACUCGUCAUCCAAGUAGAGCCUGCCCUCUGGAAGCCCCCAGUCAUUGCCUCCGUAGUAGUGACUCCACCAGAUGACCAUGAGGGCACCACCUAUGCCACAGUAGCGGUGGAUGCCAGCAAUUCAGGAACUGAUGUGGACUCCUUGGAAAUUGUUGGUGGUGACCCUGGAAAGCACUUCAAAGCCAUCAAAUCUUAUGCCCAGAGGAAUGAGUUCAGUUUGGUGUCCAUCAAAGACAUCAAUUGGGUGGAGCACCUUCAUGGCUUCAACCUUAGCCUUCAAGCCAAAAGCAGGAGCAAACCUGCAUUUAAUUCUCAGAUCCGGGGCUUUCAUCUACCCCCUUCCCAAGUAGCUUCCCUCAAAUUUGAGCAGGCUGUUUACAGAGUACAACUCAGUGAGUUUUCACCUCCUGGGAGCCGUGUGGUGAUGGUGAAAGCCACCCCAGCCUUCCCCAACCAGAGGUAUGUUCUAAAACCAUCCUCAGAGAGUGCAGGGUUUAAACUUAAUGUGCACACCGGACUGAUCACCACUACAAAGUUCCUGGACUUCCAUGACCGAGCCCACUAUCAGUUACACAUCAGAACCUCACUGGGUUUGGCCUCCACCACGGUGGUCAUCAACAUAACAGACUGUAACAACCACGCCCCCAUCUUUAACAAGUCUUCCUAUGAUGCCAACUUUGAUGAGAAUAUCCCUCCAGGUACCAGUAUUUUGACUGUUACUGCCACAGACCAGGAUCAUGGGGAGAAUGGAUACAUCACCUAUUCCAUUGCUGGUCCCAAAGCAGUGCCAUUUUCUAUUGACCCUUACCUGGGGAUCAUUUCCACCUCCAAACCCAUGGACUAUGAGCUCAUGAAAAGAAUUUAUACCUUCCGGGUAUGGGCAUCAGACUGGGGAUCCCCAUUUCGUCGGGUAAAAGAAGUAUCCAUUUCUCUUAUGCUCAAGAACUUAAAUGAUAACCAGCCUAUGUUUGAGGAAGUCAAUUGCACUGGGUCUAUCCAUGAAGACUCUCCAGUGGGGAAAUCGUUAAUGACUGUGUCAGCUAUAGAUGUGGAUGAACUUCAGAAUCUGAAAUAUGAGAUUGUAUCUGGCAAUGAACUAGGGUAUUUUGAUAUAAAUCAUUUCUCUGGAGAAAUAUCCCUCAACCGUGCUUUUCUGAACCAUACUGGUGGUCAUCCCACCCACUAUUCCCUGAAAAUUACAGCUUCAGAUGGGAAAUACUAUGCCUUGCCCACCACAUUGAAUAUUACCGUGGUAAAGAACUCUCGUUUAGAGGUCCCUGUGACAUGUGAUAAGACAGGGGUGUUGACACAGUUCACAAAGACCAUCAUUCUCCAUUCUGUUGUGCUUCAAAAUCAGGAAUCCAGUGCUGAAGAAUUCACAUUCUUAAGCACCUAUCAGAUCAACCAUCAUAUCCCCCAGUUUGAGGACCACUUUCCCCAGUCCAUUGACAUCCUUGAGAAUGUUCCUGUCAAUACUCCACUGGCCCACCUGGCAGCCACUGACCCUGAUGCUGACUUUAAUGGUAAACUGGUCUAUGUGAUCGCAGAUGGCAAUGAGGAAGGCUGCUUUGAUAUUGAGCGGGAGACAGGGCUGCUCAGUGUGGCUGCUCCUUUGGACUAUGAGGCCACUAGUUUCUACAUCCUCAACAUAACAGUGUACGACCUAGGCAUUCCCCAGAAGUCCUCCUGGAAGCUGCUGACGGUGAAUGUAAUAGACGGGAACGACAAUGCGCCCAGAUUCCCUCCUGGUGGAUACCAGGUCACCAUUUCAGAGGACACAGAAGUUGGGAGCACAAUUGCACAGCUGAAAGCAAAAGAUGCUGACUCAGAUGACAAUGGGCGGGUCCGCUACACUCUGCUAACUCCCACAGAAAAGUUCUCCCUCCACCCCCUUACUGGGGAACUGAUUGUCACAGGACACUUGGACCGGGAAUCAGAAUCUCAGUAUAUACUCAAGGUGGAAGUCAGGGACCAGCCCAGGAAGGACCACCAGCUCUUCUCUGUCACUGAUCUGAUAGUCACAUUGGAAGAUGCCAAUGACAACUCUCCUCAGUGCUUCACAGAACUCAGCAGGCUCAAGGUCCCAGAGGACCUGCCCCCAGGGACUAUCCUGACAUUUCUGGACGCCUCUGAUCCUGACUUGGGCCCUGCGGGAGAAGUGCAAUAUGUGCUACUGGAUGAUGUCCAUGGGACCUUCCGGGUUGACCUGAUGACUGGAGCACUUAGUCUAGAGAAGGAGUUGGACUUUGAGAGGAGGGCUGGGUACAAUCUGAGUCUGUGGGCCAGUGAUAGUGGAAAGCCCCUCGCCCGUCGGACCCUGUGCCAGGUGGAAGUGAUAGUCCUGGAUGUGAAUGAGAAUCUCCACCCUCCCCGCUUUACCUCCUUUGUGCACCAAGGCCAGGUACAGGAGGACAGCCCCUCAGGAACACAGGUGAUGGUAGUGGCUGCCCAUGACAGUGACAGUGGCUUGGAUGGGGAACUCCAGUACUUCUUGCGGGCUGGCACCAGCCUUGCAACCUUCAGCAUCAACCAAGACACAGGAGUGAUUCAGACCAUGGUACCCCUGGACCGAGAAUUUGUAUCCUACUACUGGUUGACUGUACUGGCAGUGGACAAGGGCUCUGUGCCCCUCUCUUCCAUAACUGAAGUCUACAUUGAGGUUACAGAUGUCAAUGACAACCCACCCCGGAUGUCCAGACCUGUAUUCUAUCCCUCUGUCCGGGAGGAUGCACCCUUGAACACCUCUGUACUUCAGCUGGAUGCAUGGGACCCAGAUUCCAGCUCCAAUGGGAAGCUGACCUUCAACAUCACCAGUGGAAACCACAUGGGGUUCUUUGUUAUUCAUCCUCUCACAGGUCUCCUCUCCACAGCUAGGCAGCUGGACCGAGAGAACAAGGAUGAACACAUCCUGGAGGUGACCGUGCUGGACAAUGGGGAGCCUCCACUGAAGUCCACCUCCAGGGUUGUAGUACGCAUCUUGGAUGUCAACGACAAUCCACCUGUGUUCUCCCACAAACUCUUCAAUGUCCGCCUUCCAGAGAGGCUGAGCCUGGAAACCCCCAGGCCUGUGUACAGGCUGGUGGCUUCAGACUUGGAUGAGGGUCUUAAUAGCAGGAUCACCUACAGCAUCGAAGAGAGUGACGAGGAGGGCUUCAGUAUCGACCCAGUCACGGGUGUGGUGUCAUCCAGCAGAACCUUUGCAGCUGGGGAGUACAACAUCCUACCAAUCAAGGCUACAGACAGUGGACAGCCACCACUCUCAGCCAGUGUCCGGCUGCACAUCGAGUGGAUCCCCCAGCCCCGGCCCUCCUCCAUACCGUUGGCCUUUGACGAGACCCACUACAGCUUUACAGUCAUGGAGACAGACCCUGUGAACCACAUGGUGGGGGUCAUCAGUGUUGAGGGCCGCCCUGGCCUCUUCUGGUUCAACAUCUCAGGUGGUGAUAAGGACAUGGACUUUGACAUUGAGAAGACCACAGGCAGCAUUGUAAUUGCCAGGCCCCUGGACACGAGAAGGAGGGCAAGCUACAACUUAACUGUGGAGGUGACGGAUGGAUUCCACAUCAUUGCCACUCAGGUCUAUAUUUUCAUGGUCGCCAAUAUUAACCAUCAUCGGCCCCAGUUUCUGAAGUCUCAUUAUGAGGUCAGAGUUCCUCAGGACACAAUGCCUGGGGUCCAGCUUCUCCAGGUCCAGGCUACAGAUCAAGACAAAGGCAAAGGUCUCAUCUACACCAUACAUGGCAGCCAAGACCCAGGAAGUGCCAACCUCUUUCAACUGGACCCAAGCAGUGGUAUCUUGGUAACUGUUGGAAAACUGAACCUGGGAUCAGGACCCUCCCAGCAUAUGCUGACAGUUAUGGUCCGAGACCAGGAGAUGCCGAUCAAGAGGAACUUUGUGUGGGUGACCAUCCACGUGGAGGAUGAAAACCUCCACCCACCCCGUUUCAUCCAACUCCACUUCGAGGCAAGUGUGCCUGAUAGCAAAGCCCCUGGCACCGAACUGCUACAGGUCCGAGCCAUGGAUGACGACCGGGGAGCCAACGCUGAGGUCCACUAUUCCAUUCAGAAAGGCAACAGCAAAGGUUUCUUCAGCAUCAAUGCCCAACUAGGCAUCAUCACUAUAGCCCAGAAGUUUGAUCAGGCAAAUCAUGUACGGCACACCCUGACAGUGAAGGCUGAAGAUCGAGGCUCCCCACCGCGGCAUGACUUGGCUACAGUGGUUAUUCAUGUCUACCCCUCAGAUAGUAGUGCCCCCAUCUUUUCAAAAACUGAGUACUUUGUAGAAAUCUCUGAAUUAAUCACUGUUGGCUCUCCGAUCCUCCUUAUCUCAGCUACAAGCUCCUCCGAAGUUACCUAUGAGUUAAGAGAGGGAAACAAGGAUGGUGUAUUUUCCAUGAAUUCAUAUUCUGGCCUCAUCUCCACUCAGAAGACCUUGGACCAUGAGAAAAUCUCAUCUUACCAGUUGAAAAUCCGAGGCAGCAACAUGGCAGGUGUAUCAACAGAUGUCAUGGUGCUAGUUUAUAUAAUUGAUGAAAAUGAUAAUGCACCUGUGUUCUUAAAGCCAACUUUUGUGGGUCAAAUUAGUGAGGCUGCUCCCAUGCACAGCAUGGUCGUGGAUGAAAACAACAGCCCUUUUGUGAUUCGUGCCACCGACAGUGACAAAGAAGCAAAUUCCUUAUUGGUCUAUAAAAUUUUGGAGCCAGAAGUCUCAAAGUUUUUCAAAAUUGAUCCCAGUAUGGGAACACUGACUAUUACAUCAGAGAUGGAUUAUGAAAGCAUGCCUUUAUUCCAAUUCAGUGUCUAUGUCCACGACCAAGGAAGCCCCAUCUUAUUUGCACCUAAGGCUGCCAACAUUAUCAUCAAUGUGAAAGAUGUGAAUGACUCUCCUCCCAGGUUCUUAGACCCAAUAUAUGAAGUAGCAGUUGUUCAGCCCAUUCAUCAGGGAAUGGAGCUUCUCAUGGUUCAGGCUAGCGAUGAUGACUCAGAAAUCAAUUAUAGCAUCAAAACAGGCAAUGCUGAUGAAGCUGUCACCAUCCAUCCAAUCACUGGCCUCAUCUCUGUGCUGAAUCCUGCUCUCCUGGGACUCUCUCGAGAGCUCACUAUCAGGGCUUCUGAUGGCCUGUAUCAAGACACUGCACUGGUAAAAAUUACUUUGACCCAAGCCCUCAACACAAGCUUACAAUUUGACCAGGAUGUCUAUUGGACAUCAGUUCAGGAGAACUUGCAGAACAAGAAGGCAUUGGUGAUUCUUGGUGUCCAGGGAAAUCAUUUGAAUGAUACCCUUUCCUACUUCCUCUUGAAUGGAACAGAUCUGUUCUGUAUGGUCAGAUCAGUAGGCGUGUUGCAGACAAGCGGUGUGGCAUUUGACCGAGAACAUCAGGACAUUCAUGAGGUGGCUGUGGAAGUGAGAGACAAUCGGACCCCUCAGCGAGUGGCUCAGGCUGUGGUCAGAGUUUCCAUUGUUGAUGUUAAUGAUCAUCCCCCUCAAUUUCAGCAUCUACCCUACUACACGACCAUUCAAGAUGGCACAGAGCCAGGCGAUGUCCUCUUCCAAGUAUCUGCCACCGAUCAGGAUUUGGGGGUAAAUGGAACUGUCACAUAUGCAUUUGCAGAAGACUACACAUAUUUCCGAAUUGACCCUUACCUUGGAGACAUAUCACUUAAGAAACCCUUUGAUUAUCAAGCUUUAAAUAAGUAUCGCCUCAAAGUCAUUGCUAGAGAUAGAGGCACCCCAUCCCUCCAGACGCAGGAAGAGGUUCUUGUCACAGUGAGAAAUAAAUCCAACCCUUUGUUUCAGAGUCCUUACUACAAAGUCAGAGUGCCUGAAAAUAUUACACUUUAUACCCCAAUCCUCCACACUCAGGCCCGGAGCCCAGAGGGGCUCCGGCUCAUCUACAACAUUGUAGAGGAAGAACCUUUGAUGUUAUUCACCACUGACUUCAAGACUGGUGUCUUAAUGGUGACAGGACCAUUGGACUAUGAAUCUAAGAUCAAACACGUAUUCACAGUCAGAGCCACAGAUACAGCUCUGGGGGCAUUUUCUGAAGCCACAGUGGAAGUCCUGGUGGAGGACAUCAAUGAUAACCCUCCCAUUUUCUCCCAAUUGGUCUACACCACUUCAGUCUCUGAAGGCUUGCCUGCACAGACCCCUGUGAUUCAACUGUUGGCUUCUGACCAGGACUCAGGGCAAAAUCGGGAUGUUUCCUAUCAGAUCGUGGAGGAUGGGUCAGAUGUUUCAAAAUUCUUCCGGAUCAAUGGGAGUACAGGGGAAAUGUCCACAGUUCAAGAGCUAGAUUACGAAGCUCACCAACACUUUUAUGUGAAGGUCAGGGCCAUGGAUAGAGGAGACCCUCCACUCACUGGUGAAACCCUUGUGGUUGUCAAUGUGUCUGACAUCAAUGACAACCCCCCAGAGUUCCGACAACCCCAAUAUGAGGCCAAUGUCAGUGAAUUAGCUACCUGUGGACAUCUGGUUCUCAAAGUCCAAGCAAUUGACCCCGACAGCAGAGACACCUCUUGUUUGGAGUACCUGAUUCUUUCUGGCAAUCAGGACCGGCACUUCUCCAUUGACAGCUCAUCAGGAAUCAUUUCCAUGUUUAAUCUUUGCAAAAAGCACCUGGACUCUUCUUACAGAUUGAAGGUAGGUGCUUCUGAUGGUGUCUUCCAAACAGUUGUGCCUGUGUACAUCAACACCACAAAUGCAAACAAGUACAGCCCAGAGUUUCAGCAGCACGUUUAUGAGGCAGAAUUAGCAGAAAAUGCAAAGGUAGGAACCAAAGUGAUAGAGUUGUUAGCCAUAGAUAAAGAUAGUGGUCCCUAUGGCUCUGUGGAUUAUACCAUCAUCAACAAAUUAGCGGGUGAGAAGUUCUCCAUACACCCCAAUGGCCAGAUCACCACGUUGCAGAAACUGGAUCGAGAAAACUCAACAGAAAGAGUCAUUGCUAUUAAGGUGAUGGCUCGGGAUGGAGGAGGAAGAGUGGCCUUCUGCACUGUGAAGAUCAUCCUCACAGAUGAGAAUGACAACCCUCCACAGUUCAAAGCAGCUAAGUACACCGUGUCCAUUCAGUCCAAUGUCAGUAAGGACUCUCCAGUUAUCCAGGUGCUGGCUUACGAUGCAGACGAAGGUCGGAAUGCAGAUGUCACCUAUUCAGUGGACUCAAUGGAGGGCCUAACUGAAGAGGUCAUUGAAGUCAACCCAAGCACUGGUGUUAUCAAGGUGAAAGAGAGCCUGGUGGGAUUGGAAAACCAAGCCUUUGACUUCAAAAUCAAAGCCCAAGAUGGCGGCCCACCUCACUGGGACUCACUGGUACCAGUUCAACUCCAGGUGGUUUCUAAUGAAGCACCCUUGCCCAAAUUUUCUGAACCCCUGUAUACUUUCUCUGCACUUGAAGACCUUCCAGAAGGGUCAGACGUUGGGCUUGUUAAAGCAGUGGCGGCUCAGGACCCAGUCAUCUAUAGUCUAGUGCAGGGCACCACACCAGAGAGCAACAAGGAUGGUGUCUUCUCCUUGGACCAAAACACAGGGGUCCUAAAAGUGAGGAAAGCCAUGGACUAUGAAUCCACAAAGUGGUACCAGAUUGAUGUCAUGGCACAUUGCUCCCAUGAGGACACCGACUUGGUCUCCUUGGUCUCUAUUAACAUCCAAGUAAAGGAUGUCAAUGACAACAGGCCUGUUUUUGAGGCUGAUCCGUAUAAGGCCUUCCUCACUGAGAAUAUGCCAGUGGGGACCACAGUCAUUCAGGUGACUGCCAAUGACCAGGACACUGGGAGUGAUGGCCAGGUGAGCUAUAGACUGGCAGUGGACCCUGGUAACCAUGCCCAUGAGCUGUUUGCCAUUGACAGCGAGAGUGGCUGGAUCACCACACUCCAGGAACUUGACAGUGAGACCCGUCAGACCUAUCGCUUCCAUGUAGUGGCCUAUGACCAUGGUCGCACCCUCCGGCUAUCUUCUCAGGCCUUGAUUGAGGUUUCCAUCACAGAUGAGAAUGACAAUGCUCCUCGUUUUGCUUCUGAAGAUUACAGAGGAUUUGUGGUUGAAAACAGAGAACCUGGUGAACUUGUGGCCACUUUGAAGACUCUGGAUGAUGAUAUUUCUGAGCAGAACAGACAGGUCACCUGCUACAUCACAGAGGGAGACCCCCUGGGCCAGUUUGGCAUCAGCCAAGUUGAGGAUGAGUGGAGGAUUUUCUCAAGGAAGACCCUGGACCGCGAACUCGUGGCCAAGUACUUGCUCAGCGUUACAGCCUCCGACGGCAAGUUUCAGGCUUCAGUCCCUGUGGAGAUCUUUGUCCUGGACAUCAAUGAUAACAGCCCCCAGUGCUCACAGCUGCUCUAUGCCGGCAAAGUCAGGGAAGAUGUAUCUCCAGGACACUUCAUUCUGAAAGUUUCUGCAACAGACUUGGACAGCGACACCAACGCUCAGAUCAUGUAUUCUCUCCAUGGUCCUGGGACUGAGGCGUUCAAGCUGGACCCCCAUACAGGGGAGCUAACCACCCUCACAGCUUUAGACCGUGAAAGGAAGGAUGUGUACAACCUUGUUGCCAAGGCUACAGAUGGAGGUGGCCGGUCAUGCCAGGCAGAAGUGAUUCUCCACGUGGAAGAUGUGAAUGACAAUGCCCCACGGUUCUUCCCCAGCCACUGUUCCGUGGCUGUCUUUGACAAUACCACAGUUAAGACACCCGUGGCUGUGGUAUUUGCCCGAGAUCCUGACCAAGGCACCAAUGCCCAGGUGGUUUACUCUCUGACGGGGUCUGCUGAUGGUCACUUUUCCAUCGAAGCCACCACGGGCGUGAUCAGGCUGGAGAAGCCACUGCGAGACAGACCGCAGGCCAUGCUGGAGCUCACGGUCCGUGCCUCUGACCUGGGCACGCCGACGCCGCUCUCCACACUGGGCACCGUCACAGUCUCAGUGGUGGGCUUGGAUGACUACCUGCCUGUGUUCCUGAGCACCGAGCACAGCGUGCUGGUGCCUGAGGAUGCCAGGCCUGGCUUCGAGGUGCUAUAUCUGGCCACCCUCACUCGGCCAGGCGCAGAGAAGACGAGCUAUGGCAUCGUCAGUGGGAACCAGCAGGGCAGCUUCCACCUGGAUGCUAGUACAGGGAUCCUGUAUGUCAAUAGGAGCUUGGACUUUGAGACAAGCCCCAAGUACUUCCUGUCCAUUGAGUGUAUCCGAAAGGACUCUUCCUCCCUCAAUGACAUGACCACAAUCGUGGUCAACAUCACUGAUGUCAACGAACACCAGCCCAGGUUCCCCCGGGAUCUGUACAGUGUGAGGGUCUUGGAGAAUGCCUUCGUGGGUGACAUCAUCCUUACAGUGUCAGCAACUGAUGAAGAUGGACCCCUCAAUAGUGCCAUCACCUAUAGUCUGGUAGGAGGGAAUCAGCUUGGGCACUUCACUGUCCACCCCAAAAAGGGACAGCUACAGGUGGCCAAGGCCUUGGACUGGGAGCAGAUUUCUAGCUACUCGCUAAGGCUCCGAGCCACAGACAGCGGACAGCCCCCACUCCAUGGAGACACAGACAUCGAUAUCCAAGUGGUUGAUGUCAACGAUAAUUCGCCUAGAUUCUUCCAGCUUAACUACAGCACCAGCAUCCAGGAGAACUCCCCUGUCGGCAGCAAAGUCCUGCAGCUGAUCCUGAGUGACCCAGACUCCCCAGAGAAUGGCCCCCCCUACUCAUUCCAGAUCAACAAGGGGAACAUCGGCUCUGCCUUCCAUGUGACCCCAGAUGGGUGGUUAGUAACCACUGUGGGCCUGAGCAGGAGGGUACAGGAAUGGUAUGAGCUGCAGAUCGAGGUGUCAGACAGUGGUGUCCCUCCCCUCUCCUCUUUGACGUCUGUCAGCGUCCACAUCACAGAACAGAGUCAUUAUCCACCUUCUGCCCUCCCCCUGGAGAUCUUCAUCACCAUUGGGGAGGAGGAGUUCCAGGGUGGCAUGGUGGGUAAAAUCCAUGCCACAGACCGAGACCCCCAGGACACGCUGACUUACAGCCUAGCAGGAGAAGAAACCCUGAGCAGGCGCUUCUCAGUGGGUGCUUCUGAUGGUAAGAUUAUCGCCACCCAGGGAUUGCCUCGUGGCCGCUACUCAUUCAACGUCACCGUCAGUGAUGGAACAUUCACCACCACUAUUGGGGUCCAUGUCCACGUGUGGCAUGUGGGCAGGGAGGCUUUGCAGCAGGCCAUGUGGCUGGGCUUCCACCAGCUCACUCCGGAGGAACUGGUGAGUGACCACUGGAGGAACCUGCAGAGAUUUCUCAGCAACAAGCUGGACAUCAAACGAGCCAACAUCCACUUGGCCAGCCUUCAACCUGCAGAGGCCUUGGCUGGUGUGGAUGUGCUCCUGGUCUUUGAGGGACAUUCUGGAACUUUCUACAAGCUCCAGGAGCUGGCAUCCAUUGUCACUCGCUCAGCCAAGGAGAUGGAGCACUCUGUGGGCAUUCAGAUGAGGUCAGGCAUGCCUGUGGUGCCCUGCCAGGGGCCAAGCUGCCAGGGUCAAAUCUGCCAAGAGACAGUGCACCUGGACCCCAAGGUUGGACCCACAUACAGCACAGCCAGGCUCAGCAUCCUGACCCCUCGGCACUACCUGAAGAAGAACUGUUCCUGCAAUGGUACUGCUGUGCAGUUCAGUGGUCAGAGCUACGUGCGUUACCGUCUCCCAGAAACUCAGAACUGGAACAUCCAUUUCCGUCUGAAAACACUCCAGCCACAGGCCAUUGUGUUGUUCACCAAUGGGACAGUGUCUGUCACCCUGAGGUUGGUUGGUGGAGUGCUCCAGCUGGACUAUCAAUGCCCAGGUGAUUUCCAUAGAAACCUUUCCUCCCGGAGCCACGUGAAUGAUCAAGAGUGGCACACCAUCCUGCUGGAGAAGACCUCCAACUCCACUCACCUGUGGGUUGAUGGUGCAAGAAAUGACUUCCUUGUGCUCCCAGAAAACUGCCAGGGCCUGGAACCUAAAAGAGACCUCUUGUUGGGUGGCCUCGUCCCCUUGCAUUCUUCCCAAAAUGUCUCUCAGGGCUUUGAAGGCUGCCUGGAUGCUGUUGUGGUCAACAGAGAGGCACUGGAGCUGCUGGUCCAUGGCAGGAAGAUGACCCGCUUGUUGGAGACGAAGGCCCUCACACAGUGCUGCCCCCUCAGUGAUGACUGCAGCCAGGACAGGUGCCUCAAUGGUGGGAAAUGCUCCCAGACCCACAGAGCAGGCUAUGUUUGUGAGUGUCCCCCACAGUUCUCUGGGAAGCACUGUGAACAAGGAAGGGAGAACUGCACGUCUGCAUCCUCCCCUGAAGGAGCUUCCUGUAGCUGUCCUUACCCUUACACGGGAGACAGGUGUGAAAUGAAGGCAAGAGGUUGCUCAGAAGGAGAAUGUUUAGUCACUCCUAAUAUCAAAAGAGGGGACUGGGGACAGCAGGAGUUACUGAUCAUCAUAAUGGCAGUACUGGCCAUUUCCUCCAUUGUGGCCAUUUUUGGGCUUCUCGUCUACUGCUUCCGUUGCAAGUCUCACAAACCUGUGGCUAUGGAGGACCCAGACCUCCUGGCUAGGAGCAUUGGUGUUGAUACCCAAACCAUGCCUAUCAUCGAGCUUAACCCCCUGAACACCAGCUCCUGUAACAACUUGAACCAAGAAGAGCCCAGCAAGGCUUCAGUCCCGAAUGAACUCGUUACCUUUGGACCCAGCUCCAAGCAACGUCCAAUGGUCUGCAGUGUGCCUCCCAGACUCCCACCUGCUACAGUCCCUUCCAGUUCCGACAAUGAGCCCAUCAUCAAGAGGACCUGGUCAGGUGAGGAGAUGGUGUAUCCAGGUGGAGCUGCAGUUUGGCCCCCUACUUACUCCAGGAAGGAAUGCUGGGAGUAUCCCCAUGCUGACGUGAUCCAGGGUCCUCUGCCUCCCUCGCCUCAUCACCACUCAACCCCAGCCAUGAUGCCAGAGCCCAAUGGCCUCUAUGGGGGUUUUCCCUUCCCACUGGGGCUAGAAAACAAGCGGGCCCCCCUCCCACCCCGUUACAGCAAUCAGAACCUGGAAGAUCUGAUGCCCCCACAGCCCCACAGCCCCCGGGAGCGUCUGCUCGACCCCUGUCUCAAUGAGUACACAGCCAUUAGCUACUACCACUCACAGUUCCGGCAAGAAGCGGGAGGGCACAGACUGGCAGAGGGGGGCUAUAAGGGGGUAAGUAUGCGGCUCAGCCGUGCGGGGCCCUCUUAUGCCGACUGUGAGGUAGAGGGUGGGCCUCCCACUGGCCGGGGCCAGCCCCAGGCCCCCCCGCACUAUGAGGGCUCUGAUAUGGUGGAGAGUGAUUACGGCAGCUGUGAGGAGGUUAUGUUCUAG